AUGUCGGUUUUCUCCUUCAACGAUUUCAAGUCUCUGGAGGAAGCUCGGGAAGCUCUGAUCACCGACUAUGAUCGACAAAGGGCGGAGCUUCGCCAGCGCUCCAUGGCGAUCAAGCGCGAACUGCUGCGCAAGACCGGCCAAGCCAAGGCGUUGCGCGCCUUGCGCAAGCACACAAAGGAGGUAACCCGUCGCCUCAAGAAGGAUCUGAAGGAGAAGCUGGCUGCGGCGGAUCUUUGGGCCUUCGAGGACCCCGAUUAUCCCGCCGCGGCCAGCGGCUCCCGUCCAGCCGAGAAGGAGGUUACCGACGCCUCCAACGACGAUGUCGAGAUUGAGGCGAAGCCUCAGAGCCCGAACAAUUACACCGUGACCGACAGUUCAUAG
Messenger RNA from Trichosporon asahii var. asahii CBS 2479, 381 nucleotides. RefSeq lists its product as uncharacterized. The coding region runs from base 1 to 381 and encodes 126 amino acids. The transcript is spliced from 2 exons. Lineage: Eukaryota; Fungi; Basidiomycota; Tremellomycetes; Trichosporonales; Trichosporonaceae. The record is from RefSeq and is a predicted model, not a curated record.